Molecule: messenger RNA, 1011 nt
Organism: Cylicostephanus goldi
Lineage: Eukaryota; Metazoa; Nematoda; Chromadorea; Rhabditida; Strongylidae
Source: the annotation of a GenBank genome assembly
UCUGGCAACUAUGUCACUGUUCCUUUGGAAGAGGCUGUGAGAAAGGGAUCACCAGCAGAUGGAAGUGGCAAAUAUGAGGAAACAAAACCAGAGUCACCUGUAGAAGAAUGGAGCACAUCUGCUGCUCCUACAGACGAGUCCGGAAACUACAUCUUCCCAGUCAUUCGCCCAGAUGGAACUCCUCUUGGCACUGAAGAAAGCCGAGUUACUACAGGUGUCAGUGAGAAGCCCCUACGUUAUGUGGCUAUAUACACCGACGGAAGGCCUCUUCCUACUAAUGAAUAUGGUAGCGCCCUAGGAGAUGAUGGACAACCUCUCCCGACUGACGCUGCAGGACGGCCAGUGGAUAGCUCCUUUGUUCCUUAUCCUACAAAUAAUCUUGGUGAAUAUAUGAUCCCACCUAGCAGGCGUCCAUCACAGUAUUGCUUCAUAUCAUCUCACAUUGAGCUUAUUGUUGUUCUCGACACGUCCAAUACCGUGAAAGUUCUGGACUACCGUGUAAUGAAGGAACUUCUGAAAUCGUUCUUGUCAGAUCAUUUCGAUUUGUCGCAAGAUAAGGUCCGCGUUGGUGUUGUGAAGUAUGGAGACACAGCGGAGGUCCCAAUUUCACUCGGAGACUAUGAUAACGUUGAUGACUUGCUACAUCGAAUUAGUGAAACGCGAAGAGUGAAGGGAAAGCCGCAACUGGAAUUAGCCUUGAAAGAAGUCGCUGGUGAGCUACUCAUCUCCGGAAGUGAAGAUGUACCGAAAUUUGUACUCCUGCUCAAGAAUGGUCAAUCAACUGACGAUUUCCAAGAAGCAGCAGAAGCAUUGAGGGACGAUAUAGGAGCUACUGUAUUCAUAGUGGAAGCGGGAGAUGAAGCAAGCCACGGACAAGAUAAAGAGAUCACAUCUGAUGACAAAGUGAUUCGUAUAAAACAAUGGCGAGGAACUGAUUCUGAAGCACUGGGCCCCAUUGCUGACAUGAUUUGCAAGGUUUAUAUCCCAGCGUUCCUCAGAAUACCAAUCUGA